UGAUAAAAAAAAUUUCUCCUAAAAUUACUUUUAAGCUUGUUCAUUCUCGGAAAGUUCGAUUAAUGCAAUGAGUUUUCUGAUGGUCAACCGCCAUGGCCCACAGCCCAUAGCCAUAUUGAAAUUCCCUUCGAAUUCUGGUUUAUUUGGUCGUCCGAUACAAAGAAAGCCGGCUCUGCCGUCCCACCUCCUUCCUUAUAAACUCGAUGGAAGAUCCCUGUUUGUCCAUAAGUCUAAAGUUUUAUGUCAAUGGCAGAAGCAACAAAGAAGUGAUGAUUUGUCUUGUUUCAGAUUCAGAUUGUCAUUAUAUUUUUUCCUCAUAAUUUUAUCCUCACAUGUUCAUUUUUCUCUAUUCAGGUAUGCAGUUGUUACAGGAGCAAAUAAGGGGAUAGGGUUUGAAAUAUGUCGGCAAUUAGCUUCGAACGGGAUUGCGGUGGUGUUGACGGCAAGAGAUGAGAAGAGGGGCAUUGAAGCUGUUGAAAAGCUGAAAAGCUCUGGCUAUGAUGAUGUGGUGUUUCAUCAGCUUGACGUGGCGGAACCUGCAAGUAUCAGCCGUCUAGCAGAUUUCAUCGCAAGUCGAUUUGGGAAGCUUGAUAUUUUGGUGAACAAUGCAGGCGUUGGUGGUACAGUCCUAGCGCCAGAUGUUGACGUUGCUACUCUAUCAGAUAUUCUCAAGGCAGGUCCCUCAAUGAAAUGGAAGGAAAUAUCGAUUCAAUCUUAUGAGCUAGCUGACGAAUGUGUUAGAAUAAACUACUACGGCGCCAAAAGAAUGAGUGAAGCCCUCAUUCCCCUCCUCCAGCUAUCCAAUUCCCCAAGAAUUGUUAAUGUUUCAUCCUUAAUGGGGAAGCUACAGCUUGUGGCAAACAAAUGGGCAAUGGGAGUAUUAGGAGAUGUGGAGAAUCUUACUCCAGAGAGAGUGGAUGAUGUCCUGAGAGAGUAUUUAAAAGAUUAUAAAGAGGGUUUGCUAGAAACCAAAGGGUGGCCUGAUUUUAUGUCGGCUUAUAUUUUAUCAAAAGCAGCUCUGAAUGCUUGGUCAAGAGUUCUGGCGAAGAAGUACCCGAGUAUUCUGAUUAACUGCGUUUGCCCUGGCUUUGUCAAAACUGACAUAAACAACAAUACGGGCAUAUUGACUGCUGAAGAAGGAGCCGAAAGUUGUGUGAGGUUAGCUUUGCUGCCCAAUGGUGGUCCUUCUGGUCUGUUCUUUUCUCGGAAAGAAGAGACCUCUUUUGAAUUGAGAGAUUAGUUGAAAUGCAAGGCAACAUAGCUUGUCAAAAUUCAGUGCUUUUGUUGAAAGGUAUGUUGAAAAAAUAAGAUUUUGAUCAAUGACAA
Molecule: messenger RNA, 1326 nt
Organism: Mangifera indica (mango)
Lineage: Eukaryota; Viridiplantae; Streptophyta; Magnoliopsida; Sapindales; Anacardiaceae
Product: (+)-neomenthol dehydrogenase-like
Exons: 4
Coding region: 68-1240 (390 amino acids)
Cellular component (GO): membrane
Molecular function (GO): oxidoreductase activity, acting on the CH-OH group of donors, NAD or NADP as acceptor
Source: RefSeq, a predicted model, not a curated record